This is a messenger RNA of Aspergillus niger, 1374 nucleotides long. RefSeq lists its product as uncharacterized. The record is from RefSeq and is a predicted model, not a curated record. The transcript has 3 exons. The coding region runs from base 1 to 1374 and encodes 457 amino acids. Gene Ontology annotation, cellular component: mitochondrion. Gene Ontology annotation, molecular function: phosphatidate cytidylyltransferase activity. NCBI's taxonomy places the organism in Eukaryota, Fungi, Ascomycota, Eurotiomycetes, Eurotiales, Aspergillaceae. Gene Ontology annotation, biological process: CDP-diacylglycerol biosynthetic process; cardiolipin biosynthetic process.
AUGGCCCGUCAGUCUCUUCCCCGCAAGAAUAUGCAGAUCAACGCUAUACAGAUCACUUGGCGGGACUCCAGCCAAUCGUUUAGUGUCUGCCUUGAUAACCCCUCGCUUCAACAGAUUCUUCCUCAACAUAGCAAAUACCCGCAAACUUCAGCGUUUAUACCAUCACGAAGGCCUAAUCAAGAUCCUGAUUCAUUGGAUAUAAUAAUAUCAACAUCAAUGAUUAGAACAGCUUUCCAUAUGUACAGUAUGCGUCCGAAGGUUCUCCGCACAGGCAUCAGAACGCGCACGUGCCAAAUGAUACCAAGCAAAAACAGAUUUUCCCCGUUCACUACAUCAACAAACCAUGCCGUUUCACAACAAGAAUUAUUCGAAGAGGAACUCAACUAUAUUGUUGCAAAGUUUCCUCCAGUAGCCCACGCUUUCGCUUACGGCUCUGGCGUGUUCCCGCAGAGUGCCAAGGCCUCAACAGGCCCUUCCAUGAUAGACUUUAUUCUCGGAGUCCCCUGCGCUGAGGAGUGGCACGGGCUCAAUCUCCAGCAAAAUCCGCAUCACUAUGGAGCAUUAGGCAAGUUAGGGAAGCGUGCAAUAGCGCGCGUUCAAGAACUCGGUGCGGGUGUCUACUUCAACCCGUUUGUUACGAUCAAUGGGGUGCUUAUCAAGUAUGGUGUCAUCAGUAUGGAUACCCUUUGUCAGGACCUCGCGACAUGGGAUACUCUCUAUGUUGCUGGGAGGCUCCAGAAACCUACGAGGACUCUCUGUGAUGAUCCACUUGUCCAGAAAGCAAAUCAGGUUAAUUUAUCCUCUGCGAUCAAACUCGCGUUACUGUUACUCCCUGAGACUUUUGCUGAGCAGGACCUCUAUGCAACUAUAGCGGGUAUAUCAUAUCUGGGGGAUCCCAGGAUGUCAGUUGGAGGCGAUGAUCCGCGGAAGGUGCAGAAUAUGAUAGAACACCAGCUGGAUGACUUUCGAAAACUGUAUAGCACAUUGCUUGGUGAUAUGAAUAAUGUCUCAAGUGUCGGAUCCCCUGGUAGACUGCAGCAGUGCAUGGACCCCUCUGUGCGUGGAAGUAUCAUUCGGAGUUUGCCCAGUGCGUUUCGCAGGAAGCUAUACUUCGGAUACCGGAAAAGGUAUAGCACUGCCUUGGAUGCGCAUAGUUCCUCUUCACGGGGACGUAAGAGUUUGCCACACUGCACCCUUGACUUUAACAUUGCUGGGGAUACUGGUUUGCGACAACAGGUUGAACAGGCAAUUCGGAAGACGGUGCGAUGGCCGAGUUUUACCCAAAGCAUAAAGAGUGCUGUUACUGCUGGUAUUGCAAGGAGCUGGAGAUAUGCUAGAGAGAAGAGGCGUAAGGCUGUGCUUGGUACACGUUAG